Branchiostoma floridae (Florida lancelet) is the source of this 2238-nucleotide messenger RNA. RefSeq names its product carbohydrate sulfotransferase 11-like. The record is from RefSeq and is a predicted model, not a curated record. Bases 241 to 1392 code for a protein of 383 amino acids. Gene Ontology annotation, molecular function: sulfotransferase activity. Lineage: Eukaryota; Metazoa; Chordata; Leptocardii; Amphioxiformes; Branchiostomatidae. Gene Ontology annotation, cellular component: membrane. The transcript is spliced from 7 exons. Gene Ontology annotation, biological process: carbohydrate biosynthetic process.
CCAUACCCGGAUGUGACACGUAUAGGACCCAGACCCAGCGGUGCAGUUUUUACAUGGCGACAACUAAGGACAGAACGUAAGUACGAGGCAGAGCAGCAAGGGAACUUACCACGCCGCAGGUAUCCACGUCGAACCACAGUUUGAGACACACCUUGCAGACCGGAAGUCAAAGAUGUCAGGAGUCACCCAAUCAGAGACUUCGUUAUAAAAAAGACGAAACUUUCUUGAGCCGUGACAACAAUGCGGAUUUUUCAACCGACUGCAAGAUGUCUGUUUCUGUCCAUACUGAGCUUUGGUGUUGUAACUUACGUCUAUAUCAGCUACAGUGGACUCGGAAAAUCUCUGAAACUGUUGCGUGGAUACAAGGAUUCAGCCCGCGUAUCUGAGCAACUAAACGUGACUGUUAAAGACGAUAAACAUCUUUUGAACACAUCUGCUAAGGGAGCAGUCGCUGGUGCGUCGGAGUUGGGAAAAGUGAACUGGGAAAGCUGGUUAGAGAAGGAACAGUCUCGCAGACUCGCCACGCUGAAGGCAUACUGUCGGGAAAACUCGCAAUCAACGACUCGUGUAUCCCACGACCUUCUGAAGUACCAGCUAAUCUUUUUUGAAAACAUAAAAACGGCAUACUGCUUCAUCCCGAAAACCGGAUGCUCCACGAUGAAAUUGUUACUUUACAAUUUAGAGCAUAACACAACCGAAAGACCGGUUCACAGCAUCAACCGUACGUCUAACGUGCAGAAACACGUCGGUAUCAAUGCGCGGAGGUUUAGAAUGCUGAGGGACUACAGCAAGGAACAGGCGAGUUUGCGUCUGGCGACUUUUAAGAAGAUCAUCGUCGUCCGCGAUCCACUGGAGAGACUGGCCUCUGCAUGGCUCGACAAGUUCGUGAAGAACAGUGAAGUAAGUCGCCGCUGGACAAAGACUUUCCAUCAACACGUGAAAGCUUACCUAAAGGAGAGGUACCGAAAUAUCAAGUCUAUAAACAUGACCUUUGAAGGAAAGGCAGGCGGGGCGGACACCGAUACACAGCCGGUGUCGUUUGCAGACUUCCUCGGUGCCAUUUCGCAGCGCAUAUGGAGCAAUGUGCACUGGAUAUCGUUUUCUAAGCUGUGCCUACCAUGCGAGGUUGACUAUGACUACAUCGCCCACACGGACACGCUCGCCGCAGACGUGCGGCUGUUCUUACAACAGUACAACAUCACAGCGAGAGAAGACAUUCUACCGGAGCAACGGCUGAGACGAGCCAACGAUGGAAACGUUUUCGGGAACAUCUUCGGACAAGUUCCAAAGGAAGAAAUACUGUCGAUCCGGAGACUCUACCAGGAGGACUUUGAUAUGUUUGGAUAUUCUUUUGAAGAAGAUUUGGCAAAGAUAGAGACGGGACGUGGAUAGCCUAGGAAGUGCUUUUUUGUUGUUGCAAUAAUGUGAUAAUACUAUUUCUUUUUCUCUUUUUGAAGUGCCUAGUGGCACUUAUGUCUGCAACUUUCCUUAUUAAUUCAGUUGUAGGGUAUAUCUUUAAAGGAAAGGGUAGCUAGCACCUUAAACCUGCACGAGGCACCUUCUUAAAGAAGGGAUCCCCAUUUUACGUCUUUUCCGAAGGACGAUGCAUCCCUAACCGAUAUGGCUAGUUACUAACUGAUCACAAACAGGAGCUCAACUGUGAGCCAGCUACCAGUUGAGCUACAGGGACAUCCUUUUCGUUAGUUAUUACUUCGAUUUAUCAUAUAUCUAAGUUUACUCAUGUAAAGACGGACCAUAACGCUGUUCAUAACACGACAAAGAAUCAAUUAGGCCAGUUUUUCGCAAACAAUCAGGAGACCUGCUGGACACAAAUUCACUUGUGGUUGGUACAGAUCAUCCUCAUACACAAACAUAUCUGUGUACCGUACGUGUCCUUGAUCCAGAAUCAAUUAGAGGUUUUUGUUUUUUUGUUUACUUUGUAUUCAUUUUUAUUUAUUUUUUGUUCGUGCUUGUUUGUUUGAUUCUUUCUGAACAUCAUCAUAUGAUUCAGAGCAAAUACAUUACCUAACCACACAAAGAAAUACGUAUCGUGUUAUAGAAAUUGGCUGUGUUAUUAAUCAAAGAGUGUGUAUUCGACGGAAAAUUUAACCAAUUCAAUUAUCGGCACUGUGAACUAAGACUCACACUUUCUCGUUCAUUUAAAACGUCACGUCAUAUUUGCACAUUUUUACCUUACUAAUGCACUUACACAUGUUGAGUCAGUUCUCUCGGUUCACC